AUGGGAGGGGCACAGAAAUCCUCUAUGUAUAAGAAGUGCCGUUUUCACUAGUGGGGAUUUUACAAACCAACUCAGGACGAACGAAAUGAGCUGCCCCAGAGCCGCUACAAAAUGCUGGAUGGACACCUACUCCUGGGAUGGUUAUCAUUCACUAUAAUAGUGCAUCUAAUCUGCUUGCCUGGACCAAGCACUGCUUACUUUGGGCUGACAGGUGAUGAACCCCUGUCCAUUCUGCCCCUGAACUCACAACCAGACGAGAGGACGGGCAAAGCACACUACAAGCUCUGUGACCGACUCAAGCUAGAGAAAAAGCAACGCAGAAUGUGCAGACGGGACCCCGGUGUAGCCGAGACUCUGAUUGAAGCAAUCAGUAUGAGUGCAUUAGAGUGCCAAUACCAGUUUCGCUUUGAGAGGUGGAACUGUACUUUAGAGGGCCGUUAUAGGAGUCACAUUUUAAAGAGGGGCUUUAAGGAGACUGCGUUCCUCUUCGCCAUCUCCUCAGCUGGCCUUACCCAUGCCAUGGCUAAAGCCUGCAGCGCUGGUCGCAUGGAGCGCUGCACCUGUGAUGAGGCUCCAGAUCUGGAGAACCGCAAAGCCUGGCAGUGGGGUGGCUGUGGAGACAACCUCAAGUACAGCAACAAAUUUGUCAAAGACUUCCUGGGUAAGAGGUCCAACAAGGAUCUCCGCGCCCGGAUAGACACGCACAACAGCAAUGUAGGAAUGAAGGUGAUCAAGGCAGGAGUGGAGACCACCUGCAAAUGUCACGGAGUGUCAGGCUCGUGCACAGUGCAGACCUGCUGGAGGCAGCUGGCGCCCUUCCACGAGAUCGGCAAGCAGCUCAAGCAACGCUACGAGACAUCCGUCAAAGUGAUGAGCUCCAACAACGAAGCCACCGGGGAGGCAGAAAUCUCCCAGAGCCGAUCCCAGGGGCAGCCGCCCCCACCGGGCCCGCGGCCGGACACCAUUCCCCGCACCACCGAUCUCCUUCACAUUGAGGACUCGCCGAGCUUUUGCAGACCCAGCAAGUAUUCGGCGGGCACGUCGGCACGCAAGUGCUACAAGGAUAAGAACUGCGAGGCCAUCUGCUGCGGCAGGGGCCACAACACUCAGAGCAGAGUGGUGACGAGACCGUGCCAGUGCCAAGUACGCUGGUGCUGUUACGUCGAAUGCAAACAGUGCACUCAAAGAGAAGAGGUUUACACCUGUAAAGGGUAAGACAACCAUGACAACCGUGCAGAAUAUCUCUGACCUGUCCUGAACUCUAUCCAGAGAACAAUCAAGAGAGAUGAACGACAGCGAGGAAAAAGGAAAAUGGGAGAAGUGACACGCUGGAAUUGAGGGAUUCAGUCCUAGUUUGUUUGGAGAAAGAUCUCAAAUGAAUCAAGCUAGUUAAAUAAGAUGAAAGCACUUUUUUGAGAGGUGUUGCAAGGAGUUGUGUGAAGGCUGUAUAAUAUACGUACCCGGAGGGAAGUCCACAGCUUUGAGAGACACCUUGGAACUAGACGAAACACUUUACUCUGAGUAACUCUAAGCCUGCCAAGAUAUCAAUCAGGGGUGAAAUCCAGUCGUGGGCAGACAAUUGUUUGUCCAACGGUUUGACAGUCUCUGAAUAAUAGUUUGAAAACUUUUCAAGCCGUAUGUGUAAGAGUAUGAGUUAUUUCCAACAGAAUUCAUCCGGAGACUCAAACGAUGGUGUCAGAUUUAUUCUACAUGCACAUGUAUUCAACACCCACACAAGAGUGUGUUUAUGCAUAUGUACAUAGACGAAAUUACAUUAUAAUUCUUUUAUAUACGCCACUUAUCUGUGUAUGUUAAAUAACCACUAACCACACAAAUGUUUUAUUGUUUGUGUGCUCUCGUCAACUUUGCGUUGUAAUUCUCUUCGACAAGGCCCUUCGGAAAGCAAUACUUUUGAUUUGUGUCUUUCUAUGGAUAUAAUUUAUGGAAUGUUUUAAGGACUAUUCCUUCGCAAAGGAACAAAAAUUAUUUGCUUGUCCUCUAGUUUUCUUUUCAAGACAGUGAAAAUCUUUGCCAGUCCUUUUAAAGAUUUAUUUAGGCCUUAAAUGAACUCUACAGAUGGCUGUUCAGGGAACAAGUGAAACCACUAUGCGCAAAUGGAUGGUAAAGAAAUCAGAGAUUUCACAAGCAGGAGUAAUUGUCUCCUUGACUAAAGCUUCCACCUGACAACAGAUUUGUCCAUUCUCAUUAAAAGCUGCUGAUUCACUGCUGUAAGCGUUGCAGCAGCGCUGGUCAUGCGAUGCUGAUUCAGUGCGCCACUCUAAGUUCUGAGUUAUACAGAUAGAUUAAGGGUACAACAUCAAGAUGAACGCAAUCACAGCAGCAAAUGUGAGCCACACGUGAGUCUGCAUUGGAAAAAGAAAAAUGUUCUCCUUUAUACCUUUUGAUUUUAGGAGGCAGAAAUUAAUGUCAGGACUAAACUGAUUCUGGUGGGACGGUGGGAAAUGACGGCGGGCGAUUCUAGCACCUGUUCGAGUUCAAGAGGGGAUGGUUGUCACGUUUACAACUUGACUCUGUGUCUCUGUUGUCACAUUGUUGUUCAGUAGACGAAGAACCAAAGUGGACAAACCUCGACACUUGUAUGUUUGAGGUUCUGUUUGAAGUGACUGUUUCAUUGACCCUAUUCACGGUUUUGAAGAGGCAAGACAAACUGUAAGCACACUGUAAAACUAAGUAAACUGUAGUUUUGCAGCAGGUUUGCCAGUAACGUACUUUCAAUAUAAUUUACAAUAUUAUUUUAAACAUAAACUUACCUAGUUCUUAUAUUUUCUUUCAUUAAACAAGACUAAAUAUCUUAGGUUACUUUCCUUGUUAUGUAAAUGUUUUGUAAUAUAUGAAGUUUUAAAUGUUUUUAAUAGAAAACCAAACAAAAAUGCUCAGGAAGGAUGUCAUUUUUGCAGUGUAAUGCCAGUAAUGAGACCAGUCUCUUCUUGCUCAUUUUGAAUAUCAAAAGUCAAAGUGUUUUAAUUUUGGUUAAAGUAAAGUUUAACUCAAAUUAAAAACAGUUCUCAUAGGAAAAUAUUAAGUAGUAAUCAAAUCUAAGUUACUGGCAAAACUGCUGCAAAAUUACAGCAAAGUUUUACAGUGCAAUACUAAAAAUCCAUAAUUGUGAAAAUGAUGUGAAAACGACCGCUGUAAAAGUUUCUGUUCAACCAAAUGACAAGAUCUAAGUUUCGGAUCAGACUUUUAAGUCACUUAAAUCAGACUAAAACAGAUACAUUUUGACAAUGCAUGACUUUUGUAUUCAUAUCCCCUGACUCUCUUGAUAGUUACAUAGUGUAAAUAUAAAUGUAUAUGAACAUAUGACAAAGUAUAUGAAUGAAUUAUAUAUGCUUUUUAUUGUUUUAGUCGAGUGUGAAUGAACUACUGAGUGAGGGACCUACAAAAAGCAAAAUGGCACCAUUCACGCACUGAAGCUGUCCUAUUAAGUAUUUAAGAACAUGUAUUUAUGAAUAUAUAUAUAAAUAUAUAUAUAUAUAAAUAUCAUUCAAAAGGUUUUUUCAUUUGUAAAUAGCUAAGGUUAUGUUCCUGUGGCAAACAAAGAGAAGUGGGGCACAUGCAUACCGCUUAAAGGCAUUUGGACAGAAGUUUCCAGAAUGUUUAGAUGAAAGACUAACUAACUGAGUAGAGGUACGGUGUUGUUGUUCACGUAAAUUGCCAACUUUAGUGCUUUGUAAAUACAGGAUAAUAUGUUACAAGAUAGUCCCCAGUAGGCACACGCACAGUGCCAAAAUAUCAUCAUCUGGAUCUUAUAUAUGUACAGCGGGUAAACAUCCUAAAUAGAGCACAUUUAAAUACAGUCUGAAUUAUCUGAAAAUCAAAAAAUUAUGUUUUGACAAUGUGCAUGUGCAAUCAGGGUCAAUAUGCCCCUUUACACAAAAACAAGAGGCGCAGACGAGCAUAGCAAAUGUUUCUGUCGGAGAAGGGACACAUUUUAUCCUUUCAUUUAACCUUAUGAGCUGAAUUCCAAACAGUUUUUGAUGGGGAGACGUGCCAAUUAAAGAAUGCUUGGAAACGUAUACAUAGACCUUUGCACGCUACAUGGAAACCAUAAUGGCUAUGGCGAGUCUCUCAUCAGUCAAGGCCUCUGCCCACAACAGAAGUGAGCAGAAAAACACUGACAUACGUUUGAGACACAACUCUCCUCAGCUGCCUGUACACAUCUGUUCCGACUCAAAUACGUUUAAUGACAAACAUUGUAGAUACAACAUAUAGUUUUAAUAUUUUUUGGCAUGCUGCAUGUUCUCAAUAAUCAGUCAUGUUUUCUUAUUGACAGAAGGCAGUGUGAGAUCUGUUUUUUAUUCCAUUUUUGUCCUUGGUAGUUCUUUAUUCGUACUUUCCAAUGCAACCUGUAAAAAAUCUUUGCACGGAAAAUGGAAAUAGAUGAAAUAUAAAUUAUUUUCAAACAUUUUAUGCGCAUGUGUUAAUUGUACAUUUUGUAAAGCUCAAGUUGAUUUUAUAUUCUUAUUUUAUUUUUUUAACUCUGGCAUGCAUCUGGCCUGUAUUGGGUAUAUGCUAUUUGGGUUUGAGGUAGUUGAUUCAUUUCUUCUGAUGGCUAAAAUAUAUAAUUUCCCACCCAAUGUAAAGCACAAUCCAGGCCCUCUCAUAUCUAGCCAUGCUAUGUUACCAUGUCCUUAUUGGAUUUUAAGGAAUUUAGACCAAAGCGUGCCAAUAUGUAGUACACAAAACAUCAGCAGCCACACCCUCACCCACAGUAAGACUAAAUACGUCCCAGUUAACUGUAGCUUUGUAGCAUACUAGUGAACAUUGUUCUACUAUAUUGAUUGUGGAAUCAAAUUCAACAAUUUAAAAAAAAAGUUAGUCGAUCAUUUAUAGACAUACAUCUAUUAAGAGCAAAUCGGGGACUGCUAGCAUUGACCAAAUGGACAAUACAAUUUUGUCAUGAAUUCCAAUGGCUCAGUCACUAUUCUGAUUCUUGUCAGGGUUUGUGCAAUGCUGUUACUGUUCAUAUACAUUCUUUUUUCAUUUAAGGGUAGAGUUUUGUCAGUUGGUUGUCUUCGUCCACUUUUUUCUUGUCUUAUGGGAAGCUAUUUUCCGCUAAAUUAUUUUCCUCUACCUCAUGUGUAUAGCUUGUAGGUAUAAACUGAUCAUGAAUGACUG
This is a messenger RNA of Triplophysa dalaica, 5139 nucleotides long. It is a transcript of the gene wnt9a, whose product is annotated as wingless-type MMTV integration site family, member 9A. The record is from RefSeq and is a predicted model, not a curated record. Gene Ontology annotation, cellular component: extracellular region. NCBI's taxonomy places the organism in Eukaryota, Metazoa, Chordata, Actinopteri, Cypriniformes, Nemacheilidae. Gene Ontology annotation, biological process: multicellular organism development; canonical Wnt signaling pathway; cell fate commitment. Gene Ontology annotation, molecular function: frizzled binding; cytokine activity.